This is a messenger RNA of Nerophis lumbriciformis (worm pipefish), 1737 nucleotides long. Lineage: Eukaryota; Metazoa; Chordata; Actinopteri; Syngnathiformes; Syngnathidae. The record is from RefSeq and is a predicted model, not a curated record.
AUGGACGACGCCGCCGCCGCGGAGCUCCGGCGGGCUGAGCCGGAACCGGAGCCGCUCUCAUUAACCGUCCGCGGGCACGAGGACGAGGCGGCCCGCGGACAUAGUGACUCGGGAGAGGACGCCCUCGCCAACGGUCACGUGGAAGCCGAGCCCGCCUCCGACUCGGCCCAAUCCCCGGGCACCAGCUACUGGAGCGUCAGCGAGGGUCCGGACCGCCCCCCGCUCCUCUCCCCGGCGCCCGGACCUUCUGGACGCGAGCCUCGGAAGCGUAGAGCCUCGCGUCCGGGCUUGAGUCGGAUCCCGGGUCGCGAUCACCGGCGGUACUACCACGAGUACUGGCGCAGCGAGUACCUGAUGGACUUUGACCCACCGCGGCAUGGCAUGAUCUGCAUGGUUUGCGGCAGCUCCCUGGCGACCCUCAAGCUGAGCACCAUCAAGCGCCACAUCCGCCAGAAACACCCCGACUCGCUGCUGUGGAGCGCCGCCGACAAGGACGUGAUCCGGUCCGGUUGGGAGAGUCACCUGAGCCUUGGAGGCGGCGGGUCAUACGGCGUCGCGCCUGCUGAAGCCUCGCCUAAGGAAGACGACCCGUUGCCGCUCUCGGACUCUUGCGCAUCUGCCGAACCCGUGACGCCUAAUCCGCCACCGGAUGACCCGAGCAACUCUCCGGGGUCCAAGGCGGGCGAGGAGGAGGCGGGUCCUUCGGCGCGCAUGCUAGAACGCUACCUGAACGCGUCGCUGCACGCCUGGUUCCGACAGGAGUUCCUGAUGGAGUACGAGGCGGAGGCGGGCCGGCUGCUUUGCAUGGUUUGCGGUGGGCGGCCGCCCACGCUGCACUUGGAGCACAUCAAGAACCACGUGCUGGAGCACCACCCCGACUCGCUGCUCUACACCUCCCACCAGAAGCACUGCGUCCUACAGGCCUGGGCUCAAACGCACGAAGAGCCAGAGAACUCUGCGCAAUCGGAAACUGACGCCGGCUGGGACGUGCGUCUGAUCGGCGAAGACGGCGGCACAGAGGCGCCUCGGCCCGGUCCCGCGCGAAGGGGGCGGCCGCCCAAGUCGGGCGCCAACGCGUGGCGUCUGCGCCUCGACUACUUGGUGGCGUUGGGGCCCCGAGGCGGCGGCUACUACUGCAUGGUGUGCUCCCGAGUGGUGCGCGGGAGCCGCGUCCGGAGCUUCCGACGACACGUGCGGGAGUGCCACCCGGAGACGGCGUCCUUCAGCCGGGAACAACGGGAAGCUGUGGCGGCGGCCUGGACUGGGGACUUCGGCGCAGAUGGAGCUCUGGCACCCAACGAAAUGAGCACCAUUGACGCCGAUGUCCUAAAUACCACCAACCCGAAUGAGGACAUCUCCCUCGACGUCCAAUCGUCAGUGAAAGAAGAGGACGAAGAUGAAGUCGGGGUGAAGGACGCCACCCCGCGUCACAGCCAUUACCCGGGGAAGGACCAGCGACGGAACUACCAGGUGCGCUGGCGCACCGACUUCCUCAUGGACUACGACUGCCGGCGGCACGGGCUCAUCUGCAUGGUGUGCGGCGCGGCGCUGGCCACGCUGAAGGUCAGCACCAUCAAGCGCCACAUCCAGCAGGUGCACGCGCACUCGCUGCGCUACGGGCCCGAAGACAGGCGGCGUGCAGCGCUCGCCUAUGAGCGCAACGCCAAACAAUUCGUCCACGCCGACGACUGCUUCCUCUUGCAAGAUCACGCGCGGACUGACGCUGCGGGGUUUUGA